AAGAGGCGGGGCUCGCGGGUUGGUUCCUGGCCCUACCAUUGGAGGAGCGGUAGAGGCGGGGCCUGUUUGAAAGCGGGCGGAAGUGGCGCGAAGCGGGAUGCCUGUGGAGAGCAAGAUGGCGGACAAAGAGAAGAAGAAGAAAGAAAGUAUAUUGGAUCUGUCUAAGUACAUUGAUAAAACCAUCCGUGUGAAGUUCCAGGGUGGCCGGGAAGCCAGCGGUGUCUUGAAAGGAUUUGACCCCCUUCUAAACCUGGUGCUGGAUGGGACCAUCGAGUAUAUGAGAGAUCCAGAUGACCAAUACAAGCUCACAGAGGACACCCGUCAGCUGGGACUGGUGGUCUGCCGAGGGACCUCGGUGGUCCUCAUCUGUCCCCAGGACGGCAUGGAAGCCAUUCCCAACCCCUUCAUUCAGCAGCAAGACGGCUAAGCCACUCUGGGCUCUUUCUGCAGCUAAAAUCUUGAGAGGACUCGAAGAAUGGACUCUCCUGCAAGGGGAACAUAUUUUUGUAUGCUAUGUUUAUACUGGCAAAGGACCUUGUUAACUUAUGUGAGGUGGUUGUUACUGGGUUUUAGUUAUCCCCCCUGCCCCCAUUUUGACACUUUGUCUCACAAGGAAAAAAGGGUUUUGCCAGGAGAGGCCCUGAAAACUAUUUCAGAAAGUAACCUUGUUUUGCUAUGAACUUUCGACUCCAGUCUAGAGCCACUGAAAUAGCCUGCUGUAUUUAUGUAAAAUAUUACACAGGAAGGUGGGGUUUUUUGUUGUUGUUCCUUUUACCUCCUUGGCCACAGCUGUUCCUACAUUGGCUUGCUGUUCUGUCCCCAGAGCUUUGGAAGGGACUGCCCAUUUUCCCUUUGGGUUAAUAGUUUCUGCCUUCCUUUCUCCAGGACAGUUGUCUGCUAGGAGGGGUCAAGCGCUUUGCCAAAUGUCAGGAAUUGUAAUGACACCUGUGUCCAACUCCUCUUAAUUUCCAGGUGGCGACUCUUUCCUUUUCAGGAGAAUUCCUGAAAAUCCAUGAAUAAAAAGCUAUCCAAAACUGA
Messenger RNA from Lacerta agilis (Sand lizard), 1038 nucleotides. RefSeq names its product LSM7 homolog, U6 small nuclear RNA and mRNA degradation associated (gene LSM7). Gene Ontology annotation, molecular function: RNA binding. Gene Ontology annotation, cellular component: spliceosomal tri-snRNP complex; U6 snRNP; U2-type prespliceosome. Gene Ontology annotation, biological process: nuclear-transcribed mRNA catabolic process; mRNA splicing, via spliceosome. The record is from RefSeq and is a predicted model, not a curated record. NCBI's taxonomy places the organism in Eukaryota, Metazoa, Chordata, Lepidosauria, Squamata, Lacertidae. The transcript is spliced from 4 exons. Bases 98 to 427 code for a protein of 109 amino acids.